AUGGCCCACGAUGAAGGCUACGAUAUUGCACGCAAAUUUACACCGGAGAUGUGGGAGGGAGUUGCACGGGAGUCCGCCCAAGAUCUUGGAUACUUCUUGAAGGAAGAGGGAUUCAGGCCUCUGAGUCGACAGGAGUAUCAUGACUUUUAUCUACGCUGUGUGGACGACAUCUUUCAGGAGACACUCAAGAUUCUGGAUAAGAUGGCAGGUACGGGUGACGGAGUGCAUCUUUACGAAUAUCCCGUGUUCUUUUUCAUCGACGAAGAGGGCGGACGCCGUCGUCAUGGAUUAAACACUUGCUGGUUUACCGUGAUGGACUGCAUCCAUUGGCUACUUACACGCAAGUGGUGGACAAGAGUGUGGACGUUGCAAGAGGCUGUACUGCCUCAUGUCGAUCCAAUCGUCCACGCUCCUCCCUAUUCGUUCAGAUUGUCACGGCUACUGAACGGAGUUCAUGCCAUGUUGCACCAUAAUAGCCAAAGCUGCUGUAAAUGGUUCGGGUAUGUUAUUCUGACGGAAUACAGGGACUCCUAUGAAGGUCGUCACUACGCCCAAGCACGUUCAGUCAUUGAGCAACGAAGGAGCCUGACGUCUGAACGCCAGCAGUCGCUCCAGCCAGAAGAAGUUACGGUCCCACUGGCAGAUGUUGUUCAAUCCAUCCGGGGACGGCAAGCGACGGAAAUUAGAGACCGUUGGUUCGGAAUACUUGGAUUCCUGCAUCCUGAGUGGCAAAAGGAAGACAGCAACAGCUCCGGCUGGACAACCGCGGAGUUAUUCACCAAAUGUUCCAAACUGAUUUUCAGCAGUAGUGGGGAUUUGAUUAGAAUGAGUUUCGCCAGACGCCAGCGACGCAGCCAGGUGUCAGGGCUUCCGUCAUGGGCAUUGGAUCUCUCUGUUGAGUUCCAAGAAGACAAAGGUGAUUGGAAUCACUGGAAACUCUACAAUGCAUCUGCGAAUGUGGAGUUUUUAUACGUUGGAGAAACCGGAGAGUGGUCGGACUUAAAGGACGCAGACCUUGAGGUCAAGGCAAUACGCAUCGGCACAGUACAGGCAUGUGGUGGCCUCAUACCUCUUGAUGCCUUCGACUCUGGAGAUACCUCUAGCAGGAUCCUCAAAUUAGUCGAGGACUGGCAAGAAUUGUAUCGCAACCACGUACAAUCUGCGGACGACAGCGCAUUUUGGAGGACAAUAUUCAUGGACAGAAACCACGAGAUACAUUGGCUUCAUAAAAGGAUCAUGUCACUCAAUGAACGCAGAGUAGACAAAAUCAGGUUGUGGUGGAAACAAUGGAAAAGGACGGGCCGCCAUCAUGAUCUGAAUCCUGACAGGAAGGCGGACAAUGGGAGUCGAGGGGACUUUACCUACAGAGAACUAUCGUUAUGUGUCAAAAUGGCGAAGUUCUUCGUGACAACUCAAGGAGUUCCAGGCAUGGGUCCGCGCGACAUGCAGCCCUCCGAUGAGGUGUAUGCCCUGGCUGGUUGCGAGUCACUUGCAGUUCUACGACGAGGGUCGAGGAACGGGAAGAACUGUUUAACGUUUGUGGGGCUUUGCUUUGUCGAUGGAUGGAUGUAUGGCAGGGCGACCUGUGGCAGUCCGCAGUGGGAGACGCUUCACCUAUACUAA
Coniosporium apollinis CBS 100218 is the source of this 1623-nucleotide messenger RNA. RefSeq lists its product as uncharacterized. NCBI's taxonomy places the organism in Eukaryota, Fungi, Ascomycota, Dothideomycetes. The record is from RefSeq and is a predicted model, not a curated record. The transcript has a single exon. The coding region runs from base 1 to 1623 and encodes 540 amino acids.